Carassius gibelio (silver crucian carp) is the source of this 2390-nucleotide messenger RNA. RefSeq names its product family with sequence similarity 219 member B (gene fam219b). The transcript is spliced from 6 exons. Lineage: Eukaryota; Metazoa; Chordata; Actinopteri; Cypriniformes; Cyprinidae. The record is from RefSeq and is a predicted model, not a curated record. Bases 139 to 633 code for a protein of 164 amino acids.
CGCAGACUCCGCGGAAGUGACGUCAGGCGAAGAAGAAUCUCUGUUUACAGCAGUGUUUUUAAACUCUGUUCGCAUGAGCUCUCAGAGUGUGAUUUAAGACAUGAUUUGGCGUUUAAACCCUUUUUCUGAAACCCCGACAUGAGCGACGCGACGGAGAGUCGAGAGCAGCGAGCUCCUCUGUCUUCAGCCGCGAUGAAGAGAGCUGAAAUCAGUGACCAGCCGCCAGCGGUGGAGAAGAGAGGGCCGUAUCUCAUGUUCAAGGCUCCUGGUUUCCACACCACGCUCCAGAAGCACAGAGACACGGCCAGACGAGCUCUGCAGAAGAGAGGAUUGGGCUCAGGGAGGACACGACACAAACCACAGACUGUGAGCUUCAGUAAGGGCUACGCUGCUCUGAGUCAGACGGGAGAGGAUUCGCUCGUCUCGCUGGACUCUGACAGUGAUGCGGAGCUGGACUGUUCGUCUGGAUAUUCCUCAGCUGAGGUGCAUCCAGAGCUGAGCAGGCAGCUGCUGAAGGACGGAUAUCACCUGGAUGAGAUCCCUGAUGAUGAGGAUCUGGACCUGAUUCCCCCGAAAGCCCUGAGCUCGUCCGUCUGCUGCUGCUCUGAUGCUGUGUCCUGCUGUCUGCAGUGAGGACUGGACCACAGACUGGGUUUUUACUCCCAUCACACGUCUCAGCCGAACCCCCAAACGCUUGCAGCUGUGAGCUGCGUGUGCUCCAGAGAUCAGUCUGGGAUUCACUGCAUCCUCCCUGCGCUCACAAAUCAGCCCAAAGUCAGAAUAAAUAUAUUAGGAGCUAGAUUUCAAAAUUAGACAGAUCUAAGUACCAUUACAACACCUGUAGUAACAUUAUCUUUCUUAACUUGGUUUAGCCCCAAAGUCUCAUUGCUGUAAUUUAUGGAAGUUUGUUUCUGUCACACGAUGGAAAAGUAAAAAGAUAACUGCAAAGAUAAUUUUUUAAGUCAUAAUUGUCAGAUAUUAACAUGUGAUUGUUAGAAAAAAGGUGCAAUUACAGUGUGUGUGUGUGUGUGUGUAUGUAUAUAUAUAUAUAUAUAAUCUUUUUUUUUAAUGAAUUGUGAUAAUUCGUAGAAAAAAAGUAAAAAAAAAAAUAAGUUUGAAUUAUGAGAUUUAAACUUGUAAUUCUGAGAAAAAAAUCAUAUUUUUAAGAUUAAAUCAUCACAAUAAAAAAAAAGUUUCACAAAAACAGAAUUGCGAGAUGUAAACUUGGAAUUGUUUAUAUCUUACAAUUCAGUUUUUUGUUUCCACCACAAACACACACAAAAAAAUUAUAAUUUAUUUUUUUAAAUUAUUUUUAUUGCUGUAACUUUUUUUGCAUGUUGAAGGAGCUCUGACGGUGAUUUAGUUUAUGAUUCUUUAUCAGUUAUUAAAAAAUAUAUAUAAAUAUAAUAUAUACAUGAGAAAUGUGGUAACACAUUUUUUUGUCCAGCUCACAAUUUAGAUUUUUUUUCUUCUCAGAAUUACAUGUUUCUAUCUUAUCUCUUUAUACCGUGAGGAAGAAGUCUGAAUUGUGAGACAAAUAGUUUCCAUUAUCAUUUUAAUUUUAAUUUUUUUUAUUCCCUUGCUGGACCAGGCUUCCAUAGUCUCCAUCUCUUUUAAAGAUCUCCUUCUCUUCGCUGUAAUGGAUGAGCACAAUCACAUUUAAAUGCUCAGUUAUUUACUCAUCAUGCAGGUAUUUGUUUUCUAAUCAUCAUUUCCCUCCAGACAGCGGCUGAUGAUUUCAAAACUCUCAGAAAAGGAAGUGAAGGUGAAAGUGGGAUCUGAAACACGCAGAAUACCCAUAAUGCUCCAGCUCUCAGCGUUUGGGGAAGUGAAGCAUUACUGAAAUUGAGAAACCUGACACUACUUUACAUACGUGUGUGUGUGUGUGUGUGUGUGUGUUACUCCACUAUGGAAGUUCAAGACUCUUUCAAAAAGUGUUUAUUAAUUUUUUUUAACCGUAUUUUCUCUGUAUGCUUUUGGAUGCACUAAAGCUUUACGAGAUCUCUCUGAUCUUCUGUUUCUCUCCAACAGCAGCACAUUUUGUUACUGAGAUGAAGUGUUGAUGUUACUUUAGUCAAUAUAUGACGUGUUAUUCUGUAUUUAAAAUUGCAUAAUCAAGAAUAUUUUUAUCUCCCCUUAAAUAAGCAUUUGCUCGAGUCUUAUAAAUAUGUGGCUGGUGUUUGUGAUUAAAGUGUGUGUGAGAGUGAGAUUUAAUCAGGUGUCUUUAACACUAUGCAACUUAACACUUUAUUUCUUCACUUUGUAGACACAAGAAAUCAGUUACUGAUUUUAUAAUGCGAUAAUGUUAUUGCCUCUUAUUUUGUUGCAAAGAAAUAUAUUAUUUGUAUUUAACAAUGUUUUGUGACAUUAAACGAAACAGUUAAACUUUC